CCGAUAUAUUGGUCAUCGCCAAAUAUACUCUUCCGAUCUCCUCGACUCUGUCUUUUGAUUUCUCUUGGUGGGAACGAAAUAUAUUAGAAGGUGUUACUGGUAGAAGCGUUGUCAAACACUGAAUACCUGUGACAUCAUCAAGCUAUUUGUGAUGGCCGCCUAGCAUUUCGGUACAUUUAAGUAGACGACCAACGAAGUAAGGAUAUAAGCAUCUAGGGAAAAUCCAUGUGUCUGCAUCCUCUUACUUGUGUUAACGAUGAUUGUCUUCCAUUUUUAUUAAACCGUACGUUAUUUUGUAGAGGUUCAUGAAAAUGUAAAUAAAGGAAGCGGCAUUUUCAAGUGUGCUACGUACGUAAAUUGGGUGAUUUUAUCCGCAACGUAACCAUGUAAGUCUAAUGUAUCGCCCAGUGUAAUGACGGUCAUUUUUGCGUUCAAGUAAUCAUAGAAUUUGUCAUUUCAUGUUGUACCUACCUCAUCAAUACUCAUAUAGUAGUUCAUCGAUACCUGACGUAUCAUCACCACCAACCUCAUAGUGUUGUGUCCGCAUACACAUGCACUUACAAAGUAUAUCUGUCAGUGUUAUCCACGUUCAUUCGUGGCUUAAGGUAAAACACUUGAGCAUACUAAUAUUACUGGAGGGAAAAGGGUCGGUACAUAGAUCGGAAGGGUUAUGGAAUGCCCGGAACCUAAUUCGGCCUCCAUCAGCUAUUUGUGUGACGAACCCUGGCCGACCAUUGGCGAUAACUACAUUGUCCGGCCUUGUGGUUGAUAGCUUUGAGUUCCUGUAACUGACGAUUUUCUUGAAAGAAUCAUGAGUUACCUCAGGCUCAGUGACAUUGUCAGCCAUAUCUUGAUCCAAUACACUGUGAAAGUAAACUUCUUCGGCAUGUCGCUGUGCGGCUUGUUUGGCCGCAGCAAAUCCGCAGUGUACUGAACGCCUAAUUUUCCUCAUGUAUGAUUCAAAAGGAAAGGCAGAGAACGACUCUAAACUACCAUGUUCUAUAACGUCCUCUACAAUGUGCUUUAAACUAUGCACAGGGUUAAGCCUGUAACUAAACAGAUCAGUGUAGUAAGUAGCGCUGCCUGUUUCUAAUGAGCGUACUGAUUCAAAUCAGUCUGAAUAAAAAUAAGAAAAAACGUGCUUUUUAUGCUGUUGCUGUCAUACAUUAUAAGAUAGCGAUAAGUAUGUUUAGUGUUUAUUUCUAGACUGUACAUCUAUCACUGAUCAUAUUUCAUGAUCACUGUCAUUAAAGUUUCCCCAGCAAUAACAUCGGUAGCAGGAUAGCUAAGCGUCUGAGCUUUUAUUUUCCCGCAAAACAGCAGUAUACAGUUUUAGAAGUUGAGUGUUCUGUGUCAACUGGCUGUGGACAAAUGUUAAGAGUGUUUUUGACAACUGGGACUUUUAGUUUAUCAGACACUAACUCUGCUUGUAUGUCUUCCUGUUAAACUAGACGCAGAUGCAUGGGAAUACUUAAAUUGAAGCAAAAUAAUAAAAGCAUUGCGAUACGGUAUUAAGCCCAUGUUAUGCUUUGCACAAGUAAUAGUAGAUGACCUGAUCUAAUAUUCAUGAACUCAAGGUAAAUCACAACUGCACAAAUUCUGCUAAAAAACAUACAAUUUGGUUAUUUAUUUAUUCCAACGCAACAGGAGUGAGCCUUCACUGAUCCUAAAAACUGUUUCGCCCUUAAAACUAUGGCCCUAUGGAACUGUUUACGAGAGACCCAACUAACAGCAAAUUAUCAAAAGGAUGCUGGAUGUCCAUUUUAGUCUCACAACCACUUCCAGUACUUAUUGAGUUACUUCUUUUACCCUUUCGUUUGGAAAAAAACAAAAACUGCAGCUUAACAUUACCAAUGCAACUUUUAAACGGGAACUUCGUUCAAACCUUUGUUUGAUAUUCGAUUCUUGAUGAAAGUUCUUGAAUAAAUUUUCAAAUCUAAUGCUACUUUGUUUUAUCUACUUAAUCGUUGCAAGAAACUUGUGAUACACGAGCUUCUCAGCACCUAGUUCAUGUGUAGUAAAUUUAAGUGAUUUGGUACAUAUCUUCGUCAUUUUCUUGGUAAACCUACAGACUCGGGUCCUCUCACAACUUAUUCUAGCCACCAUGAGUUGUCACGGCAGCUGAUGGAUGGGCACGCGUUACACAUCCUAACCGUUCCUGCGUCUAAUCUCAUAGCUUCUUAUUCAAAUGCCAUAUGAUAAGCUAGUAAUAGUAAUAAUAAAACACCUACACUAAUGGAACACUAUUAACUCAAAGGCACCCUGUAUAGUGCCUUACAUUGGUCUACGCACCCGCUUAGCUCUUUAGUGAGAAUAUUACUACAAUCCUGCUAAAAAUCCCAUGAACCCCCCUAUCUCCAUCAAAACAAAUAAGUCUGUAUUUGCUGCAUAUAGGGAUUUUAUUUUUAAGAAGAUAUAACAGUUAGAAUUUGAGCAAAAUGACAGUAUACAGCAGAUGCACGUGGUGCAUGUCUUCAUCGAUUAACUGAAAUAGAGAAUACGGAUAUUAGCUUAACAGGCUUAUUUAGAAAGACUAGUGUCUACUUUGAACUUACUGCGUGAGAAAGUUAUGCUGGAACUACGAAUAAUGUAGGAAUCUAGUCCCCCAGCGCGUACGAAGCGCUCAAACUGGAAGACGGUUGUCCAAAAAUAAUUCGAAUAUGAAGGUGAAAAUUUGCAGGUACUUUUCAUCGUAAAGGUGAACAUAUUAGGUACCGGUUGACAUUAUACCGUAAAAAGACACAAAUUUGUGAGUGGUGAAGUAUGAUCUAUAAAAAAGUGAGCUUAACAGUUAAUUACCUUUUUACUCCCUGAUCAUGACCCUUUGGCUUCAUUUUAUGGCCAAAACAGCAAACAUACACACACUUGCUUUAACGCACUACGUAAUGAGUACAACCCUUUUAUUACUGCUACGUGGCAUAUUUUAUAUAGCAAACCCUCUGCAAUAGAUUGGUAGCAUCUGUGACUUCAUCUAUGGUUGUCGGAAGUCUGAUUCCUUUCGAAAACUACUGAUAUUCUCUACUGUUGGGCACUCAGUAUUAGUUUGACUCGUUGAUGGGAUACUGUUGUUCAUAAUACUGAAGAAAAUUAAGAACCGGAGAUUGUUUCCUUUCAUUUUGCCGAUAACAUCAUAAAGGACAGUUAGAAACGAACAUGCGGACAGUUAGUCACAGGCGGCAGCAACAAUUAUUUUAGCUCGAAAAACGAACUUCGGCUUUGGAUAUCUAGAAAACAAGUCAAAACAGAGACACAUCCAUCGUAAAAAUACCUGGGGUGAAGUUUAUUUCAAUUAUAACAACUUCUGUCCUAUGAGUUAUAAAAAGGGUGUUGUACGAAACCUUUUUGACCGCGCACGCAAAAUCUGCUCAAAGGAGUACCUUGAAGAAGAAAUUGCCUACGUGAAAUUGCAUAUCCGGAGAAAUUCAUCCACAAAUAUGCUAAUACCAACCCUCCGAUUAAGCAUGUUACAGUGGAAAAGAAAACCUGUUUCCUAUACUUGCGCUUCAAAGGAGAUGAAGUCACCGGAAUUAUCAAUCACGGAAUAAAUUCCGCUUUGAAAGUAGCCUACACGGCAGCCAAACUGACGACGUUAUGGGAAACGAACUGCUCACUGAAACCAACUAAAAUCGACAAGUCCUCUUUCCUCAGUAGCUCCAACUGCACUUACCACUUCACAUGUACGUGCCAUGUCACAUACAUUGGAAGAACUGAGAGAAGAGUACAUAUUCGCAUUUCUGAGCAUGUUUCGAAGAACUUGAGGCUGCGAGGGACUAAGGCUUUCAACAGUGCAAUAGCUCGGCAUCUACUUGACACUGGGCAUACUGUCGACAUUCUGCAUGCUUUUAAAAUUAUCAAUAGACAAAGAAGUACGACCACUCUCCGUUUUGCUGAAGCCAUUGCGAUCAAAAAACUUAAAUCGGACUUAUGCAUUCAAAGAUACUUUAAUAAACUUAUCAUUACCCUGGUAAUCUGUUUUUUGUGUUUUGGCUAUUUGGGUUAUUUUAUUCAUUCAUUUGUUUUAAAAUGUUUAUACUCCUCCCCUAUUACCUAAUUCUUAAACCAAAAUUUUAUUCACAUAUUUCCACCACCUGGUGGAAAUCGCUAAAAUUAUCACACAAUUUAUGAACUUCACUAAACUAUUACACCACCCACCCUAAAUUAAUUCCCUUUUUUAACCUCUGACCUGUUCUAGCAUAUAUAUAUAUAUAUAUAUAUAUAUAUAUAUAUAUAUAGUUAUUAUUGUAAUCCAGUUAUUUACACUCAUUUAUGUCAAUUGUUUCACACUAUCUCAAUGUAAAAAUUCUAUCACAUUUUUGGUUGUAAGCAGCUGACGAGAAACCUCGAGAUAUUAUGAAUUCAUACUAUUCUGCAUCAAUGUUUGUUCUUGCUCUGUUCAAAACAAAACCGAUUACCAUUUUAAAACAUAAGACUAGCCAGCUUGACUGAAGAAAUACAUUGACUUCAGUAGCAGCAGCAAAAACCCAGAAAACAAAGCAAAAUCAGGAAAAAUUUUGCUCCAACAUUUAGAGUAUUACAUUAACUUCUACAUUUUAGCACACUGAAACACUAAAUUCUGUAGCUACACAAAACAAAUAACGGAAAAAGCACAGAACGAAGAAAUCCGGGCACCAUUGCAUACCAAGAUGGUGGACAUAAUAAUUGUCGCUAAGCCGACUGUCACGUUUACGAAAUUGAGUUACGUUUAAUAGCAGGCCGUAUAUUUGUCUACAAAUUCCCACCAAAUACACGAUGUAAGGAGGAAAAAUCGACACUUCCUCUUUAUUUACGCUUUUGUUCGCUUUAUUCCCCUUUUAUUGGUUGCUUGGGUAGUACACGAAUAACCGGUUGUGUUGUUUCACGCAAACAAGCAAUUAUGCUUAAGAAUACUAAAAUAACUUCAUUUCAGUCGGAUAAUGUGAUAUUAGUACAUGGAAAACCUGGUCUAGUCAAUUAUUUAGUUACUGUUCCUAUUGCUACUUACAGUUAUGUGAAUGUCUUUUGUUUAAUUUGUGCUGAGGUAUGACCAUUAACCAUUUCCUUACCUCUUUAGAGGUAACAAUACGUCAUAGUAGACACCAAGAAAGAAACAGCUUAUGAUUGUGCUUAAAUUUCAGGAUUCACAAGAUUUUUGUGAUUCUCAAUAGUCGUACAGGCGUUACGAAAAUGCAUAAACAGUGGAAUAUUUUUCAUGUUUGACUUCGUUUUUACUAAACAUUAAUAAUACAUAACCUGUCCUUUCUUUUGUAGAUCUUUUCAAAUUACAAUAUGACUUGGCAAUUACAAUGCAUAACGAUCGGUGCCCUGGCAUCUGUCAACUACUUAUACAAUAUAACGUUUUUAUCUUUUCAAUAAAUUUCUUUGAACACGUACCACUUUUAACGUCGAUUGCACUUGUCGUGUGGUGUGUUAUAUAAAAAUAAUGGCGAGCACAGACGUUUGGGGUUAGACCAAAUGUGUGUCAAAAGUUGAAGCAAAAUUAGAUAAAUCGGUGUGUACUAAAGCGAAAAGUAGACAGUUCGGCGUGUAUUUAUAUGUCCGUUUCAAAAGGCGAACAUAGUCCGUUCUCCCCUCAAUGGGUCAACCGGAAAUUAUAUACGCUCAUGUUAGUCAUAUAUACACCCAGAGAAUUGAACACAGGUUCUCCAUUGGUCAUUGACGAUUCGGGAUCUGAAAUUAAAGUACAGGAAUCGAUCACAGAUUGCAAUAAAUCAUGGUUACUUUUGGGUUUAAAACAGAGUGGUUUCGGACAAGGACGAUGGAACGGAUUUGGUGGUAAAGUCGAAUUAAGUGAUGCGAACCCAAAAGCUGCUGCACUUCGAGAACUGAAUGAGGAGUCUGGUUUAACGCUUGAUGAGUCUUCCGUUGACGAAGUUGGUCGUCUAUGGUUUACUUUCGCUGAGACACUGGAGUGUAUGGAAGUACAUGUGUUUAUCUGCCGAACAUGGACACCUACAUUUAAUGGUCAUACGGUUAAAUGGCCUUGUUAUACAGAAGAAAUGCAUCCAGCUUGGUUUCCACUUAUAAUGAAUAAAGAUAAUACAAUAAAUGCAUCAUCUUUACCAUGGGAACAUAUGUGGCCUGAUGAUUUGUUAUGGGUUCCUGAUAUACUUCAAGGAAAUCUUAUUCUAGCUUGGUUUCAUUAUCUUCGACUUUCUAAUCUAUCGAUUACAAAUAGUCAAAAUUUAAUUGAUCGUUCAACGGAAACUAAUGGGAUCUCUAUUGACUUAUAUGAAAUACCAGCUUAUCAUUUGGAAUCAUUUACUACUGAUGAAAAUGAGUUAUUGUCUGCUGAUAAAGAUAACGAUUGUAAAUUAUCCAGUGUUCAACGAAUUAUUGAUCGAUUGGAUUUAGACAAGAAUGAUAAUAAUUUAAGAUUAUGGAUGAGUUCAUCAUUAUAUGAUAAUGAAUUUGUUGUAUCUCCUUUGAUACUUCAGAAAAUUUUACAUUAUCCCAUCUAA
This is a messenger RNA of Schistosoma haematobium, 6458 nucleotides long. It is a transcript of the gene NUDT1, whose product is annotated as Nudix (Nucleoside diphosphate linked moiety X)-type motif 1. The record is from RefSeq and is a predicted model, not a curated record. Bases 5532 to 6458 code for a protein of 308 amino acids. The transcript has 5 exons. Gene Ontology annotation, molecular function: 8-oxo-7,8-dihydroguanosine triphosphate pyrophosphatase activity. Lineage: Eukaryota; Metazoa; Platyhelminthes; Trematoda; Strigeidida; Schistosomatidae. Gene Ontology annotation, biological process: DNA protection.